AUGGAACAGCUGAAGACUAAGGUGGAAGACAUCAUGUUGGUUGAUAUUGUUUUCUUUUGCGCCUAUAUCCAAGCCUCCGAUUACGCGUCACUGCGAAAGAUCAACACGGACCUGCUCCGUACAGCAAUCAAGGCCACCAGCGCCGUGGCGCCGAACCUUGAAGUAGUUAUUCUUCAAACUGGUGGCAAAGGUUAUGGAUUAGAAUUCCAAGACAAGGUUCGGGUCCAGCCUCCGCUACACGAAGAUCUACCCAGGAUCCCAGAGCCAUGGAGAAGCAAAAUCUUCUACUACGAUCAAUAUGACCUCUUAAUGGAGCUAUCCAAGGGUUCAAAGUGGACAUUCUCCGAAAUUCGGCCUGACGGAAUCGUCGGAUUUGCCCCUAGCUCCAAUGCCAUGAAUAUGGCGCACGGCAUAGCAUUCUAUCUGACCCUUUAUCGAGAGGCCCAUGGCGUCGGGGCUUCUGUUCCAUUCCCGGGGACGCGGCAAGGAUAUUACUCGACGCACUCCGACACAUUCCAGGAUAUUCUGUCGCAGCUGGAGAUCUACGUUGCCCUGCAUCGGGAGAAGUGCGUUAAUGGGUCAUCUUUCAAUGCUGCGGAUGGGCAGACUGUGAGCUGGGCUCAGGUUUGGCCGGGUCUCUGUGCGUAUUUCGGCCUUGUUGGCUGUGAGCCGCAGAACGGCUCUCAGACAAGUAUGGAGGACUUUGUCAAUGGGCACAUGGAUCAGUGGAAGCGUCUUGUUGAGGUCCAUGGGUUGAAGAGCGACACUGUGGAGAACCAGAACUGGGGCCAUACGCACUUUAUGCUCGUCGAUUUUGACUUCAACAGGGACUAUUCGUUGGAGAAAGCUAGGUCUAUCGGGUUCACGGAACGUAUUGACACUGUAGAGGGCUAUAAGAUCGUUUUUGAUCGGAUGGUUACUGCCAAACUGAUCCCAUCGUUUCGCUGA
Messenger RNA from Aspergillus pseudoviridinutans, 948 nucleotides. RefSeq lists its product as uncharacterized. The coding region runs from base 1 to 948 and encodes 315 amino acids. Lineage: Eukaryota; Fungi; Ascomycota; Eurotiomycetes; Eurotiales; Aspergillaceae. The transcript is spliced from 2 exons. The record is from RefSeq and is a predicted model, not a curated record.